CGUAUCUGAAGCGUCUCAUUCCCUCCGUUCCGUCUCGUGGCCAUCUCAACUCUGUGAAAUGCUGGGUAUGUAUUCUCUCAGGGAGCUUAACCCCGACAGAUUUCUUGAGUUGAGUUUUCGAAAUGUUGCAAUAGGAGUGUGGUUUAGCUCAGGUCUCGACGAGAUCUAUGGAUCCCGAUACGGUAAUAUCGGAGUUCACUUUCUCAGCUGGAGCUUAGUUCGCACUCCCUCAUGGUUGAUCUUCAGGAACAUUGCCUCACCUCUGCCGCGUCGCCUCCGUAUCCCAAUCCCUUCCGAGAGCCGCUGGUACUCAAAUGACACAUGCUUUGGUCUGAGCCAAAACUAUUUAUGGAGCUUAAACUUGCUGAUUGUUAUAAACUUGAGCCAUUAUUCUUUCUCCGAAGCAUCAUGUCUGUUUACAGUCUGCCAUUGCGCCUCAGUGCAAAGGGUUCACCUAGCCCAAAACCGUGAUGUUGUGCUUAAAUUGCCAUUAUUUGUACAUCUAUCACAGGUCAGUAGAGUUUUCAUUAGCUCUCAUUUUGUCACUGGCGCUAUUCGGUUUCAUGGUCCAUCAUAUAUGUUCGUCAGCGUAAAAUCUAGGACUUUUAUACUCUCCGGUUCUGUUGAGAUUCACCUAGUCUCUUCGUGGAACCUCGAUGUUGGAGCUAGAGCUGUUCAUGCUCUUUCCACCUCCUUCCAAACUUUGCAGUUUGGUAUAAUCAACGUCGGUUUCGACUACUUCAUGCUCGUGGUAGUAACCUAUUCAGGGAUACAUCUCAUGCUUCCCACGGUUCUCCAAUGGAUGAGCAAGACUCUCUCAUUUAGCUUUGUUAUCACUUGUUUUAUGUUAUGUUUUAUGAUCAUCAAACCGUCGAGGAUCCCUCGGGUUCUUAUCUUGUUACCGUUGAGCUUAGCUCCGGAUGUAAUGGUUUAAACUCUUUUAGAUUUAAUAUAAUCGUGUGUGUUACAAAAAAAAAAA
Messenger RNA from Brassica rapa (field mustard), 979 nucleotides. RefSeq lists its product as uncharacterized. The record is from RefSeq and is a predicted model, not a curated record. NCBI's taxonomy places the organism in Eukaryota, Viridiplantae, Streptophyta, Magnoliopsida, Brassicales, Brassicaceae.